AUGCAAGAACCCCCCCGAAAAAGCAAAACCUUCCUCUGGGUGAACAAGGACGAAGCCUCAGUUUCUCUGUCGUCUAGCGAUCGCCGGGAGAAACAUCGAAUAUUUUCAUUCGUUCAACGUCAAAGAUCCGAGGGGAAGAUAGCAGGGAUCACAGACAGCCGUAUAUCGCGGUACGAUCCUGCAUUAAUCCGACAUCCCCGACCUUUGCGCGUUAGACCCUCGGGCCAUCCUAGCCCCAGUUCAAUAGAGGAUGAAUCUUCCCUGCAGCCGGUGACAGACGAAGGAGUCAAGACGCGAGUGCAGGACACCUCGCCUGGACGACCUCGAACAUCUAAGGAGGUCGACGAUUUCAUCAGACGACACCGAUUUACAAUCGAACAAGUGUCGAAGCACAACUGGCUUCCAGGGUCUGGAGUCGAUCCUUUUGCUGUCACACCAUUUCCCAUAACGCGCCACGUCGAAGCCCUGAUCAAAUAUUACUGGGCAUUUGCUUUGACAGGCGCUCACAAUGACAAAACCGAAAUUCUCCCUCCUCACCUCCAGCCUGUGAAUCAAUACACCGUUAUCCGGGACAAUGCAGUCCAAGGUGCUAUGCACUCGCGAAUCAGAUUCGCCGGUAUCAUGGUAAUCAUGGCUGCGAGAAUGGUUCACAUCUCGCGGAUACCAACGAUAGGGUUCCCUCCGCCAGAGUACUACUUGCAGUUGGCAUUGCAUGAAGUCCGGGGCAGAAUGCUGGAGUGUCAAGACCAGGGCAUAUCCGCCGAUACAACUGUUCUGCUCGCUGUACACCACCUUGCACUGGCCGAGUGGAUAUGUCAACGAUACGACGUUGCCACCACGCACCUGCACGCGGCCAAGAAGCUUCUGCCGUCAAAGCCUUCCAGUCACCCAUCCGUGGCGUUCGCCGAAGAAGGGAUUGUCAAUACUGACAACUUGUUGUGCAUUGAGACCGGGAGGCCGCCUAUUUUCCCUGUUCUGUACGAUCCAGGGCCAUUGGAAAAGGCAAGGAUGACAGCUAUCAGGGAGGAGAUCAUGACUCGGUCACAAAGCAGGGGAGUUGGAACUACCAUGUCGAUGUCGGCUCCUAGUAACGGCUCCUUCCCAGACGCAAUGCUACCGACCAGUGCUUUCGUCUCUCAUCAGGUCGAUAUUCUCCUGGACGCCUCUGUGAUUCUAGACUGGGAUCUCGGGUCAGGGUUUGAGCGGGCUCUGGCCGCGGACGUGAUUCAUCCGGUAUUGGCACCAAUUAUUCAAGACCUCCUCGAUGUGCUUACCGUGGCUAAAUAUGUCUGGCGCACAGCUGACGCCAGCAGAGAGGAUGCACAUUGGAUGUGCAAACGAGCACGGGCAUUUGUUCAUCAUAUCCUUCUUCUCCCCACCCACCCAGACCUCGCCGAUUUCACUGUCAAGUCAAGGAAGGCGGAGGCGCUUAGACUCGCAGUUCUCCUUGUGCUCAUCCGCUGCACGAACCGGGUAUCUUUUCGGGCCACAAAGCCGAACAUGCGUCGCCUCCAGUCUGCAUUGUAUGGCAUUGACACCGACUGGACGACCGAGAACCACUUUGGCCUCAGCAGCCAGCCGACCCCGCCUAGCAAAGGAAGCAGUGACUCGUCUCCUUCUCCUUCAGUCUCGCCGGCAUCAUGCAGCACACUAAGUCCUCUCGUCGGACCGUUUGGCCCGGCUCUGCGUAAUCUCCAGACGAAACAAUACGACGAGAAUGAGCUUCUCCUCUGGAUUUUGUUGACGGGCCACUUCAAUGCGCAAGGCGAGCCCGAGGAGUCGUGGUUCCUCGAACGGGCGACACAUGUUGCUCAACAACGCCUUGGUAUCGAUAGCUAUGACGGACUGCAUGAGUUUAUGGGCAAGUACUUCUACUCAAAAACACAACAGCUAUACAGUCUCCGAGUUGUGGCGCUACAUCUGUCUUUACUGUGA
Exophiala spinifera is the source of this 1935-nucleotide messenger RNA. RefSeq lists its product as uncharacterized. Lineage: Eukaryota; Fungi; Ascomycota; Eurotiomycetes; Chaetothyriales; Herpotrichiellaceae. Bases 1 to 1935 code for a protein of 644 amino acids. The record is from RefSeq and is a predicted model, not a curated record. The transcript has 2 exons.